AUGCAGAAUGUCCUGAAUUCUGUCAAGGGCACGGCUCUCGGUGUGGCCGAAUAUUUAACGCCCGUGCUGAAGGAAUCAAAGUUUCGCGAGACGGGUGUGCUAACGCCGGAAGAAUUCAUCGCCGCCGGGGAUCACCUUACGCAUCAUUGUCCGACCUGGUCGUGGGCGGUUGGAGAUGAGAGCAAAAUAAAGCCUUAUCUUCCGAAGGACAAACAGUUUUUGAUUACGCGCAACGUACCAUGCAGGCGGCGCUGUAAACAGAUCGAGUUUGUCGGCGAGGAGAACCUCGUGGAGGAGAACGAUGCGGAUGGUGGAUGGGUCGAGACACAUCACUACAAUCCGGACGAUGCGGGAAGUGCCGGGCUGGAGGAAAAGGUGUGCGAAAUGAAGCUGGACAGUUCGCGCAUCGAGGACGAACCGGCGGCCGACAUGGAUGAUCCACGAAACCUCGACGAGGGCGAUGCGGAUGGGGGCGAUGAGGAUGACGAGGAUGGGGCGGCAAUCGAUAUGGAUGAGUUCGAGGAAAGCGGUUUGCUGGAAACGGUUGAUCCGUCAAAUGCACUACUUCCGGCACCGAAUGAGAAGCCCAAACCUGUCGCCUCAUCGGAGGUGGAAGGUGAUUCGGUGGUGCGCACCAGAACGUACGAUCUACACAUCACGUACGACAAAUAUUACCAAACGCCCCGACUGUGGGUGAUCGGGUAUGAUGAGAACCGGAAGCUGCUGAGCGUGGAACAAAUGUACGAUGACGUUAGUCAGGAUCAUGCGAAGAAAACGGUUACGAUGGAAUCGCAUCCACAUCUACCUGGACCGAACAUGGCGUCGGUACAUCCGUGCAAACACGCCGAUAUCAUGAAGAAAAUCAUCCAAACCGUUGAGGAAGGUGGUGGAGAGUUGGGCGUCCAUAUGUAUCUCAUCAUCUUCCUGAAGUUUGUCCAAACCGUCAUACCGACGAUCGAGUACGAUUUUACGCAAAACUUCAACAUUUCCAACCACAAAUAAGGCAA
Messenger RNA from Anopheles marshallii, 1007 nucleotides. RefSeq names its product ubiquitin-like-conjugating enzyme ATG3 (gene Atg3). The transcript has 5 exons. Lineage: Eukaryota; Metazoa; Arthropoda; Insecta; Diptera; Culicidae. Gene Ontology annotation, cellular component: cytoplasmic ubiquitin ligase complex; cytosol. The record is from RefSeq and is a predicted model, not a curated record. The coding region runs from base 1 to 1002 and encodes 333 amino acids. Gene Ontology annotation, biological process: autophagosome assembly; autophagy of mitochondrion; nucleophagy. Gene Ontology annotation, molecular function: Atg8-family ligase activity.